This is a messenger RNA of Nestor notabilis (Kea), 2881 nucleotides long. It is a transcript of the gene PKN2, whose product is annotated as protein kinase N2. The transcript has 19 exons. Gene Ontology annotation, biological process: protein phosphorylation; signal transduction. Gene Ontology annotation, molecular function: ATP binding; protein serine/threonine kinase activity. The record is from RefSeq and is a predicted model, not a curated record. Bases 25 to 2451 code for a protein of 808 amino acids. Lineage: Eukaryota; Metazoa; Chordata; Aves; Psittaciformes; Psittacidae.
AAACUUCUUGCCACAGCUCAGCAGAUGCUCCAGGACAGCAAGACGAAAAUAGAAGUUAUAAGGAUGCAGAUUCUUCAGGCAGUCCAGACCAAUGAAUUGGCUUUUGAUAAUGCAAAGCCUGUGAUAAGCCCUCUUGAACUCCGAAUGGAAGAAUUACGGCAUCACUUUAGGAUAGAGUAUGCUGUAGCAGAAGGUGCAAAGAAUGUGAUGAAAUUACUUGGAUCUGGGAAGGUCACCGACAGAAAGGCACUUUCAGAAGCUCAAGCAAGAUUUAAUGAGUCAAGCCAGAAGCUGGACCUCUUGAAGUAUUCACUGGAACAGAGAUUGAAUGAACUUCCUAAAAACCAUCCCAAAAGCAGUAUUAUUAUAGAGGAGCUUUCAUUGGUCUCUUCACCCACAUUAAGUCCUCGUCAAAGUGUAAUAUCUACUCAGAACCAGUACAGUACACUGUCCAAACCAGCAGCUUUAACAGGUACCCUGGAAGUGAGGCUGAUGGGGUGCCAAGAUAUCUUGGAAAACGUCCCUGGCCGAUCCAAAGCCACCUCGAUCACGCUACCUGGUUGGAGUCCAAAUGAAGCCAGAACAUCCUUCAUUGGCAGAACCAGUAAAAUUAAAAGUGGGAGCAGCAGAAACCUUCUGAAAACUGAUGACUUGUCCAAUGAAGUCUGUGCUGUACUGAAGCUGGAUAACACUGUGGUUGGUCAAACUAGCUGGAAGCCUAUUUCCAACCAGUCCUGGGAUCAGAAAUUUACACUGGAACUAGACAGGUCACGUGAGUUGGAAAUCUCUGUUUAUUGGCGUGACUGGAGAUCUUUGUGUGCAGUAAAGUUUCUGAGGUUGGAAGAUUUCCUGGAUAACCAACGGCAUGGCAUGUGUCUCUAUCUUGAACCCCAGGGUACUCUCUUUGCAGAGGUUACGUUUUUUAAUCCAGUUAUUGAAAGAAGACCAAAGCUCCAGAGGCAGAAGAAAAUCUUUUCAAAGCAGCAAGGCAAAACAUUUCUCAGAGCUCCUCAAAUGAAUAUUAAUAUUGCCACUUGGGGAAGGCUGGUGAGAAGAGCUAUUCCUACAGUAAAUCACUCUGGCACCUUCAGCCCUCAAGCAUCAGUGCCUGCUACCGGGCCAGUGGUUGAUGCACACAUUCCUGAGCUAACACUGCCAGCCAGUGACUCUGCUGUAGCCAAGUUGGACUUUGAACUUGAGCCUGAGCCGCCACCUGCUCCACCCCGAGCAUCUUCCCUUGGGGAAAUAUGUGAGUCUUCCUCUGAGAUAAAGGCUCCUGAUGUGCCAUCUCAGGAUGAAGUAACAGCUUUUGAUUUUGAAAAUGGCAGAAACAGUAUUGUCCCAAAACUCCAGCCUGAAAUAAUCUGCGAGUCUGAUGCUCCCCGUUCAGACAUAAAAUACACCAACACCCGAGAGCCUGAAGACAGAAGAUCACAACAAAGAUUUCAGUUCAGUCUGAAGGAUUUCAGAUGUUGUGCUGUACUGGGCAGAGGACAUUUCGGAAAGGUGCUGUUGGCAGAGUACAAAAACACAAAUGAGAUGUUUGCUAUUAAAGCCUUAAAGAAAGGAGAUAUUGUCGCUCGUGAUGAAGUAGACAGCUUGAUGUGUGAAAAGCGAAUAUUUGAAACUGUGAAUAGUGUAAGACAUCCCUUCCUGGUGAACCUUUUUGCUUGUUUCCAAACCAAAGAUCACGUUUGCUUUGUAAUGGAAUAUGCUGCUGGUGGGGACCUGAUGAUGCACAUUCAUACUGAUGUCUUCUCGGAACCCAGAGCAGUAUUCUAUGCUGCAUGUGUGGUUCUUGGACUUCAGUAUUUACAUGAACACAAGAUCGUGUAUAGGGAUUUGAAGUUGGAUAACUUGUUGCUGGACACAGAAGGCUUUGUGAAAAUUGCUGACUUUGGUCUUUGCAAAGAAGGAAUGGGAUUUGGAGACAGAACAAGCACGUUCUGUGGCACACCAGAAUUUCUUGCUCCAGAGGUGCUGACAGAAACUUCCUAUACAAGAGCUGUAGACUGGUGGGGUCUUGGUGUACUUAUCUAUGAGAUGCUAGUGGGUGAGUCUCCCUUCCCUGGAGAUGAUGAAGAGGAGGUGUUUGACAGUAUUGUAAAUGAUGAAGUAAGAUAUCCACGGUUCCUGUCUACAGAGGCCAUCUCUAUAAUGAGACGGUUGCUACGAAGAAAUCCAGAGCGGCGGCUUGGAGCUGGAGAGAAAGAUGCUGAGGAUGUGAAAAAGCAUCACUUCUUCAGGCUAAUAGAUUGGAAUGCUUUACUGGCCAAGAAAGUGAAGCCUCCUUUUGUACCCACCAUUAGAGGACGAGAAGAUGUUAGCAAUUUUGAUGAUGAAUUUACCUCCGAAGCACCUAUCCUCACUCCACCUCGUGAACCCAGGAUACUUUCAGAAGAAGAGCAGGAAAUGUUCAGAGAUUUUGAUUACAUUGCUGAUUGGUGUUAACUUCUAGACACUGUGAAACCCCGGCUGACUGGCUCACAAGAAUGCCUCUCUCAGAAGAAUACCGACCCUCGAUUGCUCUCUGUGCCACCUGUAGCUUGGUUUUUUGGUUUUUUUUUUUUUAAAUCACAUGAAGAUCCUUUUAAGUACUGUUCUGACACUCUUGUGAAGAGUGGCCUCUUUGUAUAUUGUUUUUUAUCUGAGCACUGGAAAGCAGGUCUAUGGAGUUCUUGAGUUGGUGAACCCAGCUGUAUUAAGCUUCCCACACAUGGGGACACGUGGGGUCUGCACCGCUUCUCUCACAGCAGAUCACAUCACUUCUUUAAAGUGUCUGCCUUAAGUGGGGAAAGCAGACUCUGAGCUAGGUGAUCACUGGUCUCUGCUCAGCCACACCGAGAUAGAAGUUUGGGAUCCUGAAUGACACACACAACAU